This is a messenger RNA of Brassica napus (rape), 2491 nucleotides long. RefSeq lists its product as uncharacterized. The transcript has 2 exons. NCBI's taxonomy places the organism in Eukaryota, Viridiplantae, Streptophyta, Magnoliopsida, Brassicales, Brassicaceae. Bases 1212 to 1760 code for a protein of 182 amino acids. The record is from RefSeq and is a predicted model, not a curated record.
UCUCCCUGAAGCCAAAGAUUUUGAGAUUAAUCUCCACAGAAAAUGAAACAGCCUAUUCAGACACAGAACCAGAAAAAAAUGAACCUCCAAUAUAAAAAAAAUCCCUAGGCGGCGAUGGCGAUUGCGACUUUUUCGACGACAUGAAGAUUGGAUCGAUAAGUGUAUUUUUAGGGAUCUUGGUGGGGCAGAUUGAUGAUGAAAUUGGGUCUCACUGAUUUACUGAGGAGUUUGCGUUGAAAUUAUGAGAGAAAAUAAUUUAUUUUGGGUAUCAAAGGAUCGGAGCUGAUUGGAUUUUCCUGAUUGAGAAGAAUCAUGGAGUAAGGAGGGAGGGGUUUCCUUGCUUGCUUGUGGCAGACCUAUGGAUAAGGAAAGGGGAGAAAAUCGAUGGUUCAAAAAGGUAUACAAGGAAGGUUUUGCUAAAGCAAAUAUCCAGAUUGUUUUGACAGAUUUGUCAAGAACUAUGACUCAGGGUCAGUGGAUGGUUAAGUCUGGUGGCAAAAAGGUGCAGGCCCCAAGUAUGGGUUUGAAGAUUUCGAUCCCAAAAUUCGACAACUCAAAUCUCAUUGCCCAAUAUUCGAAGACGUUGAUUGGGAGAUGCAUGAAUCCCUUCAAGCAGGAGAUGAAGGCGUUGCUGUUCCAUCUACCAAAGAUUUGAAACGUUGAUGAGAGAGUGGUGGGCGCUGAUCUGGGACUAGGACGCUUUCAGUUUGACUUCGACCAGGAGGAAGAUAUUGUUGAGGUGAUGAAGAAGGAACCUUUUCAUUUCGAUAACUGGAUGCUUUCCAUUGUCCGUUGGGCACCGGUGGUGGAGGAGAACUAUCCUUCCAAGAUAACGUUUGGGGUGCGCGCAUUUAUGGCUGUACCAACUUUCAAAAGCAUAGGUGAGGCAUUGGGAGAGGUCCGAGGCGAUGACGAUAUUGAUAUAGAUGAAGGGAAGGUUAGGGUGAUCAUCGAUGCUUUCAAGCCCCUGGUGUUUUCGGUUACUGCGGAGUUCCACAGUGGUGAUGAGUCGACCAUCGCUUUGAGGUACGAGAAACUGCACGGGUUUUGUCGAAUCUGCUCGAGUUUGAGGCACGAACAGUUUCGUUGUCUGGCGGUGAAGAAGAGUACUGACGAUGAGUCUGAGGUGCAACUACCAAAACCGGAACAGGACCCAUCCAUGUUAAGAUAUAAGGGACCAGUGGAAUCAGAAGGAAGAGAGGUUGGUGUCGAUGCUGAGGGGAACAAUCAAAGGCAUGGCCAACAAGUCCCAAGAAACAGGGAUUACAAAGGUAAGGGUAUUGCUUUUUGACGACAACAAAUAUGAGGGCAAUCAUAAAUCGGGUUUUAAGAGGCCUUACAGAGAUCAAGAUGGUGGCUACUCAAAGAAUCUGAGGCAGACUGGUCGUUUUACAUCAUUAGAGGUCCCAGUGAGGUAUGCUAUAGAUACACAUGGUUUAAAAAAGCUCAACACUCAAGAGAUGGGGCAACAUUUGGACGAGCAACAAAAACUGAUGCUUGAUGCCUUCAAAAGUGGCAAGAGUGGAGAGACAAACCAGAUCUCAGCCUCUAAAGCUCGUAAGGCUCUCACCUUUGAAGGAAACAGCUCUGGAACUGCUAUGGAGGGCUUGGAUGGUACAUAUGGUGCGAGUGGCACAGAUGGUAUGAGUGUGGAGGAGGCGGAGCCUAAGGCAUUGGAGGAGAAACUCCUUCUCCCUGACAGUCAUGUUGCUGAUAAACCCGUCAUUUUCAACAAAGAGGAGAGUGGGGAGAGAAGAUAAGAGGACAUGGAGGGUUUGUCUGAAGAUCUAGAUCUGGAGUUAACUGGUGAUGCAGGUUUUACUGAAGCAGUGGAAGAGGAUGGCUCUGAGCAAGUGGGCGAUGCGGUUCGUACAGAGGCCGAUUUCGAUGUGGAGGAGGAUGAUCAAUUGAUGGAGACAGAAACUGAGGAGGUCUUGCCUGCUGCUGUAGACAAGGAACGUCAAGGUGCUAAUAAGAAGAAGCUGGGGAAGGCAAGUGGUGCUGUUAUGGGAGGGUUUCUUAAGAAGAGGUUGGUGCAGAGUCCGAUUUCGAUGUGGAGGAGGAUGAUCAAUUGAUGGAGACAAAAACUAAGGAGGGCUUGCCUGCUGCUGAAGACAAGUAACGUCAAAGUGCUAAUAAGAAGAAGUUGGGGAAGGCAAGUGGUUCUGUUAUGGGAGGGUCCUUAAGAAGAGGUUGGUGCAGAGUGUCGUUUCCCCACGAAAGAAACACACUGCUAAGCAGGGGAGUAAGGUGGGGGGAGAAGGGUAUGCCACCCCCAUAUAAGGCUACGGUUAAGCCAGUUCCAGAUCAGAACUAAAGAGCGCAUAAUUUUUUAAGAGUUUAAUGAAUAAGUGUUAGGAAAGAGUUAGUAAUUCCCAGGAUAUUAUUGUUACUUUAUUUCUCUAUUCUUGUUAUGAGUUGCCUCUGAAGUCUUCAGGGAGUUCGAAUCAUAAAUUUGUUUUCUCUUCUUUGGUAAAGAUUCCUUCUCUUA